UCACCGUCACCAUCACCGUCACCAUCAAUAUCACCGUCACCAUCAUCAUCACCAUCACCAUCCCCGUCACCAUCACCAUCCCCGUCACCAUCAUCAUCACCAUCACCAUCCCCGUCACCAUCACCAUCACCAUCACCGUCACCAUCAUCAUCACCAUCACCAUCCCCGUCACCAUCACCAUCCCCGUCACCAUCACCAUCACCAUCACCGUCACCAUCAACAUCACCGUCACCAUCAUCAUCACCAUCACCAUCCCCGUCACCAUCCCCGUCACCAUCAUCCUCACCAUCCCCGUCACCAUCAUCCUCACCAUCCCCGUCACCAUCAUCCUCACCAUCCCCGUCACCAUCCCCGUCACCAUCAUCAUCACCAUCCCCGUCACCAUCCCCGUCACCAUCAUCAUCACCAUCCCCGUCACCAUCAUCAUCACCAUCCCCGUCACCAUCACCAUCACCAUCACCGUCACCAUCAACAUCACCGUCACCAUCAUCAUCACCAUCACCAUCCCCGUCACCAUCAUCCUCACCAUCCUCGUCACCAUCAUCCUCACCAUCCCCGUCACCAUCAUCCUCACCAUCCCCGUCACCAUCAUCCUCACCAUCCCCGUCACCAUCAUCAUCACCAUCCCCGUCACCAUCCCCGUCA
Penaeus chinensis is the source of this 645-nucleotide messenger RNA. RefSeq names its product vegetative cell wall protein gp1-like. The transcript has a single exon. The annotation marks the transcript as partial. The record is from RefSeq and is a predicted model, not a curated record. NCBI's taxonomy places the organism in Eukaryota, Metazoa, Arthropoda, Malacostraca, Decapoda, Penaeidae.